This is a messenger RNA of Phragmites australis (common reed), 2044 nucleotides long. RefSeq names its product 4-coumarate--CoA ligase-like 4. The coding region runs from base 144 to 1802 and encodes 552 amino acids. The transcript has 5 exons. NCBI's taxonomy places the organism in Eukaryota, Viridiplantae, Streptophyta, Magnoliopsida, Poales, Poaceae. The record is from RefSeq and is a predicted model, not a curated record. Gene Ontology annotation, cellular component: peroxisome. Gene Ontology annotation, molecular function: CoA-ligase activity.
UAGUACCAGUCUAGCAGUCAGGCAGUCUCCCUCACAGCCGCAGCCACAGCUGACGCGGCACCAAACCGACGCACGAGGGGGAGGGGAGGCGGCGCAGGCGGCGACGGCGAGAGAGCAGGGAAGCCAAGAGCGAUCUGAUCGCGAUGGCCCGAUCGUCCGAGCCGGUGGUGGACGCGCGCAGCGGCUACUGCACCGCGACGCGCACCUUCCGCAGCAAGCGCGCGGACGUCCCGCUCCCCACCGACCCGGAGCUCGACGUCGUCACGUUCCUCGCCUCCCGCCGCCACUCGGGCGUCGUCGCGCUCGUCGACGCCUCCACUGGCCGCCGGAUCACCUUCACCGAGCUCUGGCGCACGGUGGCGGGGGUGGCCUCCGCGCUCGCGGCGCCGCCCCUGUCCCUCCGCAAGGGCCAGGUCGUGCUCAUCCUCUCCCCCAACUCCGUCCACUUCCCCGUCGCCGCGCUGGCGGCCAUGUCCCUAGGCGCCGUGCUCACCACCGCCAACCCGCUCAACACCCCCGCCGAGAUCGCCAAGCAGGUCGCUGACGCGCGCCCCGUCGUCGCCUUCACCACCCGCGAACUGCUUCCCAAGAUCCCGCUCGCCGACGGCCUCCGCGUCGUGCUCCUGGAGUCCGCACGCAUCCCCGCCGACGCCACCAACCCCCGCGUCGCCGCCGCCAUCAUGGAGAUCUCCGCGACGCCUCCCGACCCCGCGCGCCGCAGGGACCGCGUGACGCAGGACGACCCGGCCACGCUGCUCUACUCUUCGGGGACCACGGGGCCCAGCAAGGGCGUCGUCGCCACGCACCGGAGUCUCAUCUCCAUGGUUCAGAUCAUCAUGACGCGCUUUCGCCUGGAACGGUCGGACAAGACGGCGACCUUCCUCUGCACGGUGCCCAUGUUCCACGUCUACGGCCUCGUCGCCUUCGCCACGGGGCUGCUCGGCUGCGGCGCCACGGUGGUCGUGAUGUCCAAAUUCGAGCUCCCCGAGAUGCUGCGCGCGAUCAACGAGUACAGGGUGACCUACCUGCCGCUCGUGCCGCCGAUCCUGGUUGCGAUGGUGGCGCACCCGAAGCCGCUGCCGCUCGGGCAGCUGCAAAAGGUUCUCUCAGGCGGCGCGCCGCUCAGCAAGGAGCUCAUCGAGGGGUUCAGGGAGAAGUACCCGCAGGUGGAGAUCCUUCAGGGGUACGGGCUGACAGAGAGCACGGCCAUCGGCGCGUCGACGGACUCCGCCGAAGAGAGCCGCCGCUACGGCACGGCCGGGCUGCUGUCGCCCAACACCGAGGCUAAGAUCGUCGACCCGGAGACCGGCGAGGCGCUGCCGGUGAACCGCACCGGCGAGCUCUGGAUCCGGGGGCCAUACGUCAUGAAAGGCUACUUCAGGAACACAGAGGCAACACAGUCAACACUGACACCUGAUGGAUGGCUCAAGACCGGGGAUCUCUGCUACAUAGACGAGGAUGGGUAUCUCUUCGUGGUGGAUCGUCUGAAGGAGUUGAUCAAAUACAAAGGGUAUCAGGUGCCUCCGGCAGAGUUGGAAGCCCUUUUGCUAACACAUCCAGAAAUCACAGAUGUCGCUGUUAUCCCGUUUCCAGAUAGGGAGGUGGGUCAGUUCCCGAUGGCUUAUGUAAUGAGGAAGAAAGGGAGCACUUUGUCAGAGCGUGAGGUGAUGGAAUUUGUGGCGAAGCAGGUAGCGCCUUAUAAGAAGGUUAGAAAGGUGGCAUUUGUGACAGACAUUCCCAAGAAUGCAUCCGGCAAGAUACUGAGGAAGGAUCUCAUCAAGCUCGCCACAUCCAAACUAUGAAAUGCAAAUUAAUCCGCAAUUUAUAUAUUGGCGUCGAGUAGUUAUGUGUUUGUAACUGAAGAAGUCAUCAGCUAUGUACAUUGCUUCUAUACAAGAUAUCGGAGGGUAUACUGCUUCUGUACCUAUGGAUAAUCGAAUCCAAAAUAAUUGCCACAGUUCAAGGCUAAUAAUGUUGUAGCACAAGAUUUUCUCAUGCACGGCUCAUCACAGAGCAGUUAAUUAACGGAAAAGCUAUACUCCAA